CUUAUGAUAAUUAUUACAACGAGAUAAAACAUAAAGAGCUUUUUUAUCAGAAUGAGGCAAACUUCGGUCAAAAAAUAAUUUCAUAAUUUUACUGUCUCUGUGUCUUGGCGAACCUCAUAAAACUUUUUUGUACAUUCAUUAAGCAACUGCCGCUGUCGCGUUCAUUCCAACAUGUUUCGACUUUCACUUUAAACGCAAUUAUAAAUAGAUGAAUAUCCAGAAAAGAAAGCAUAUGAAUCAUACGAGAUUACUAAGAGUUUCGCGCAAAUCAUGAUAUACCGUAUUUUCUCUUUUGAGUGUGCAAAUCCUUAAGCGCAGUACAAUCGGCUAAGUGCAAGGGCGUGUCCACUUUGUAGUGUUGUUACAAUGUAGCAGUACGCACACCUGCGGCUCUUCGACGGAAACAGAAUGAUGUCUCGAUUGUGUGCCACGACCCAGAAUCAACGGGAACUGAACUAAACGCGCGAACGCUCUCAGCACCGUUAUCACAUUGAAUCACAAAUGUGUUGGUGCGAGCCGGAGGAGUGAGGCCGCGUCUUGAAGACGCUCGUCGUGUAAUCGGUCGCUGAACCGUUUGUUUACCGCAGCCGGUGCGCCAGCCGCCAGCAGCCACUAGGUGUAGGUCAGGAAGCAGUGGAGGGGGCCCGGCGCCGGCCACCAGUCCGACGCCGACGACAGCCGCGAGCGCAUCCACCGCGCAGACAUGGACCUGCAUCGGUCAAGCUGCGCCUAACCGGUUCCGAACACCGAAAGUGACAGAGUUUCCAUAGUUGUGAACAAACAUGAAAAGCCAUCGGUGAUUUAUGCGGAAAUAAGCAAAAACAGAGUGACAGUGUUAGAAUUUAGUGAGCAGCUUCAUACAUAAAUCAAAGGAUUAUUUUGCUGUCAAGAUUUUUCCUAAAAAUGGGGGAAUCAAAUCGUGGAAGGAGUCUUCGAGCUUGGCUGUCUUCUGCUUUGCUUAUGCUGAGCGUACACUGCGCAGGCGCACAGUGUCCGUGGGAAGGUGCACCGACGCUACAAAAUGCGUGUGUUUGCGUACACAACUUAGCCAGAGACUUAUCCGUCCAAUGUGAUCAGGUUGACUUUCCGACGCUUAUCUCUACACUAAAUAUGAGCACACGAAACAUGGUCAUCGAUCUUCUCUACAUAAACAAUUCAAGCAUUCCAACCCUCACAAACAAUUUGUUUGCAAGCCUCAAAAUUCAUAACCUUCAAAUAUCCGGAUGUGGAAUCAAGAAAAUUGAGGAUGAUGCUUUCCGAGGACAAGGCCCGUUCCUUAAAAACUUAAACUUACAAGACAACGAACUGGUCGAAGUUCCAGUUAAGGCACUCAAAAUAUUGAUAAAUCUAUCCCUCUUAGACAUUUCCAAAAACCGGAUCACUCAUAUAGAUAAUCAUUCCUUCAUAACUCUUCGUAAGUUAACAACACUAAAGGUAUCCGACAACAAUGUUACGUUGGCACCCCAAACGCUCAGCGGGUUAGAAAAUUCGUUAAAGAAUUUAAAUCUGAAAGGCACAAAGCAAAAAUCUGUCCCCGAAUGUAUUAGAGGCCUGCGGAGCUUAGCAUUCCUUGAUCUCUCACAAAACAGUAUACGAGAACUUCCAGGACCUGACGGUAGCAGGACGUUUGAGGGGUUAGAUUCAUUAACUGCACUAAACUUGGAACGCAACAUCAUAGUCAAUCUUAAAGACGAUGCCUUUGCUGGCAUAAAGACAACACUUAGUUCCUUAAGUCUUUUAAAUAAUUUAUUGCCUGAGUUCCCUACAAACGCAAUAGGAACACUUAGCGACUUGAGAGUACUAGAUAUUGGGUUUAAUUUACUAAAUAAGUUGCCGGUGGAUGCAUUCGCAAAUAAUCCAUCUAUUACGUUAUUGGCGUUAGAUGGUAAUCCUUUGCCUACAGUGCCGGAACAAGCAUUUUAUCAUCUAAAUCAAACUCUAAGAGGCCUUAGUCUCGGAGGCAGAUUCUUAAAUUGUGAUUGCCGCCUACGCUGGAUAAUUGAAUGGAUUCGUAACGGGGAAUUGCAAGUUACAUCGCGAGAAAGGAAUCCACAGUUCUGUGGCAACCCACCGCAGUUUAGAGAGCGAGGGUUUUAUAGUUUUGAACCAAGCGAAUUAGUUUGUGACUACGAUACACUUAUUACGACAGAAAAACAGACCACUACAAUCAAAGAUUUAAAUGAAAAGAAAAUAAGCUACGUUACGACAACUACAUCGACGACUACAAAGGCUCCAACGACAAGUACUAGCACAUCCUCAUCACCAAGCACUGAAACAAGCAACAAUAACGAAAUCCCUACAAAGCCAGCCCCUGUUCAGUCAAGUUCUACGACCAGCACAACCCGUCCCAGUCGCAUCCCUACCGUCCGGCCAGCCGCACCCACGUGGCGCCACGCACCGCACCAAAGACCUCCUCUUGUAAUGAGUUUUCCACAGCAAAAACCAAAAAUAGAUGAUUCUAAUGAAGUUAUAGUAAAGAACGCAUAUAGGAAAGACAAUUCUGUGAUUAUUCAUUGGGACUCUGAUGUAGCUAACAUACUCGGCUUCCGCGUCGUUUAUCGACUCUUUGGAGACAAAAGCUUUAAACAAGGACCACCUUUAGAAGCUAGCGAAAGAGAAUUUACGAUUCGAAAUGUUCCAUCCCAGGAAUGUAUCGUGGUCUGCGUGAUCUCCUUGGAGGAGGUUCACGUGAGUCCCGAAACAGUGCCGUAUUCUCAAUGCCGAGAAGUACGCACUGUUUCCGCCGCAGCUUCUAAUAUGGACAAGAUCACGAUAGCGGCCAGCGCCGCUAUUUGCAGCACUAUCGUCGUAGCCGUUCUCGUAUUUGCUGCGGCUUCACGUCGCCGCUCUCGCACCGUGCAUCGCCUGCACACUCAAACACCAAAAAAGAUGCCGAACCCGUGCUGCGGAGGUCUCACCGGCACCCCGAGCCCGAACGGCCCGCUGUCUUCGCUGGCUACGAUCGGCGCAUUCGGAAAGCAGCGUGAGUGGGAUCAAGUGUCGGCCUAUAGCGCACGUUCGAUCCCGCGUGCACGUUCCUAUACUGAACCAGCUCCUCCGGACCCACUACCUGGUCGCCCUGGCCGAGCUCGUUCCCUCGCUGAUGGUCAGUCUCAGCAUAGCUAUUCUCAUUCCGGUCGAUACGGAGUGCCCGGAUAUCCUAGUAGCCUUCUAGGAUCAAGAGCUGAUCUACGCCAAUCGCGUCAGUCUUUAGGAGCGGCAUCGGAACGAGCCUCCAGGUUAUCAUUGAGUGGAGCUGCGGGCGGAGCCACGGGCGGAACAGCAGGAUCAAGACGGCGACCGCGGUCUAGGUCACGCCCCGCCAGCCGAUAUAGUGUUGGAUCUCUAGGCAUGGGGUACUGCGACACCUCCGACAACUGGACCGAUCAUGAUAUGGACAUCUAUAUGGCACGAAACCCUACGACCCGCAGUGGACUAGUGCCUUUAUAGCGUGCGAAGGACCCGGCGCGAGAAGAACCUCUAUACUGCGGGCGCUCCUCGCCCUCGCGAAGACCACGAGCCGGCACCGCCUACACUUCGUGGUGUAGUCACGGUGUAGAAGCGCGCAGAGGCAAGCGCCAGCACCGACACACUCGCCGUCACAGCCAUGAGCAAACCAACAGACGUGCGCACGCGCAUUGUAACAGACUCACGGGUCCUAGCCAGUGUAUCCAGUAUCCAAUAGAACACUGAGUUUAGUGUUAUACCUAAUAUUUGUUACCUUCUCUGGGAUUAUGUACAGUUAGCUAAGUUUCUGUAUUUAUGACAAAUGACUACUUAAUUUUAUAGAAAUGUUUCUAUUUAUUUUCUCAUAUAUUGUCUAAGCGCACAAUAGUAUUUUUUGGGCAGUGUUUAUAAAAUUAUUGAAAAAAAAACAUCGUCGUAUAUUUGAAAGUUUAACAACGUUAUUAUCCAUAGUAUUCGCAUUUUGAACACCAAGUGUUCUUAUUACCACUGAUAUUAUAUUUUAUUUACUAGUAACUUUGAUGGUGCGUAUUUAAUUAUAAGUUCGCUUUUGUGUGUAUAGUUGUACAUAUCGUUAUUAUAGAUUUAGGUAAUAGGUAACUAACAAGUAUAAUUAUUAAAUAAAUGUUGAAAUCCUGGGAAUCUUAAUCUGGGUAUGGCGGCCGUAUUCUGAUGUCUUAUAACCACGAUUGUUCUAGUGAUAGAAAGAGAUGUCGCUAUACCCAAAGAUAGCACCAUCUCUUUUUAAUGACGGAUCAAUCAUGGCAACACCUCAUAAUACGGCCCCAGUAGGUAGUAUAAUUAAAUUUAAAUGAAACGAUGAAUUUCGUAGAUUUAGAACUAGCUCUUAGGCCCAAUUACAAUAUUCGAAGUCCGACAACUGAUAGAAGUUGGAGAAUGCAAUAAGAGGACUAAAAAUAAGUUGUAUGGUAAAGUAUGGUCCUAAUUUAACUGGAAGUUAGUAUAUUAAAUUAUACAGAAAAUGUGCUCAAUCCAAAUGGUGCUAUUUAAAAUGUUAAACACACACGCAAUUAGUUAAGUACGUGUUUGCAUAAAACAUUCCAAAUUAUUUUAAUAGUCAUUUGAGUAAUUUGAAUACGAUUACUGUACUUGGUGUUUUCUGCUCUGCCGAUCUAUUUUCGAUAUUACGAUAUCACAGGUAACAUGUAUUAUGUUUUAUAAAUUACUCAAAAAAACUAAAAUAUACAUUAAGCCAUUUCUAAGAAGUAUAUUAUAUUUGUUUGGAAACAGAUUUUGUACUUAAAGUAAACUCCUUUUUUAAGGAUGUUUCGCGAAUGUUAAUUAUUAUCAUUAAAUUAUAAAUAAUUUAAAUUUCA
This is a messenger RNA of Trichoplusia ni (cabbage looper), 4802 nucleotides long. RefSeq names its product leucine-rich repeats and immunoglobulin-like domains protein 1 (gene haf). Lineage: Eukaryota; Metazoa; Arthropoda; Insecta; Lepidoptera; Noctuidae. Gene Ontology annotation, molecular function: protein binding. The record is from RefSeq and is a predicted model, not a curated record. Bases 904 to 3450 code for a protein of 848 amino acids. The transcript has 5 exons.